UGGGGCGGUGCCCGGCGGGGCGCAGGCUCGCAGCGGCGCGGCGGCAGGCGCGGCCCCAGCACCGGCAGGAGCUGCCGCCGGGCGCCAUGGGGUGUUAGCGCAGCUGGUGCCCUCGCUCUCCCGCCGGAAGGAGCCGCCGUUGCCGCCUUGUCCCUCCCGCUCCGCUCCUCAGCCCGCCGCCCCCGGAGCCCAUGAGCCUGAACGAGCACUCGAUGCAGGCGCUGUCCUGGCGGAAGCUCUACCUGAGCCGCGCCAAGCUGAAAGCCUCCAGCCGCACCUCCGCGCUGCUCUCCGGCUUCGCCAUGGUGGCUAUGGUAGAAGUUCAGAUAAACUCAGAAGAUGACCACCCUCAAGGGCUCCUGAUAGCCUUCAGUGCCUGCACCACCGUCCUCGUGGCCGUUCACCUCUUUGCACUCAUGAUAAGUACCUGCAUUCUCCCAAACAUAGAGGCCGUUAGCAAUGUCCAUAAUCUCAACUCUGUCAAGGAGUCUCCUCAUGAGCGUAUGCAUCGGCACAUUGAGCUCGCGUGGGCGUUUUCUACUGUCAUUGGGACUUUGCUCUUUCUUGCAGAGGUGGUGUUACUGUGUUGGGUGAAGUUUCUUCCUUUAAAGAAGCAAUCUGAUAAUCCAAACCAGAACAACAGUUCUACAAUCACAUCAGGACAGGCAGCAGCCAUUGCAUCCACAUCUAUCAUGGUUCCCUUUGGAUUGAUAUUCAUUGUCUUUGCAGUCCACUUCUACAGGUCACUGGUGAGCCAUAAAACAGACAGGCAAUUCCAGGAACUGAAUGAACUUGCUGAAUUUGCACGGCUCCAGGAUCAACUGGAUCACAGAGGUGAUACCAUCUCCUCGGCUGUUACCCAUUUUCCAUAAACCUGUACUUACAGAAAAUAAACCCACUAUACUGCUUCUGCCUUGUUAUGUUGACUCCCCUGCGGAUCAAGUCGUCGAACUGUUGAUUACUGUUUAAAGAGAGGUUAUAAAUGUUGUUCUAACCCUUUAGAGAGGAUAAACGUUCCUUUCAUAACAUUUUGGCUGACACCCGGAGGAACGGGCGUCCCUCCCCUGAGCGCUGUCAGGUUGCUUCUUGCUGAAUGGUGGCUGUACAAACUCCUGGAAAAUAGCACUGUAAAUUGGGCUAUUUGUUAGAGAUGGGUAGAGAAGCUUGUCUUUUCUCUUUGUUUGAUGUUGGCAUUUACUAGAAGAUACUGCUUGUCCGAUCCAUAUUGCGUGGCAUGAUACAAAUUACUUGGGAUGUGCAGCAAUUAGCACUUGGUUUUGGUGCUAGCGCUGUUCUCUCUGGAAAGCCUGACAGAUGGUAGAAGUGAAAGCUUUCCCACCACUUCCCCCAGUAUGUUUUGCUGCCAAGUAAUUAUUACUUCACUGAUUUCUCCAAUGCCUUUUCCCCUUGGUAGUUACACAUUUUAUAACUUGCUAAACACCCAUGACUAGUUUUACUGCAAUGUGGUAUGGCCACAUGAAUAGGAAUGAGACUCUACUCUACUCUUCCUUGGAAGAAAAUAAAAGCAAUAACUGUUUUAAAGUUCUCAAGAGCUGGCAAAUACUGUCUGGAGAGAUAGAUUUGCCUGUUUCCCAUUUAGGAAUCUUUUUUUAAAAAGAAGGAACUAGAUGGAAAUUACCACUGGAUAAUUUUUUUUGCUUGAAAAUCAGAACCACUGCUGGGUUUUUUUUCCAAGCCAAAGUAGUAACUAUUUUGUACUUUUCUAUUAAAAAUAUAUUUUUAAUAAAUCCUCAGAUACAAGCAGCAAAAGGUGCUUUCUCUGCAUUGGAUUCCCAAGUAAUUAGCUCUGCCUUGGUCUUCCUUGUUUAGAAAAAGUCUUCUUGCCUACGUGUUGUAUUUAAUAACUUGUUACACGUUCUUUUUGCUUCCGAAAGACCUGAAAGACUACUUGUAUGUACAUUUAUUUAUGAAAGUAGGUUCCUUGUGAUUAAUAUUGCUGCUUACUUUCAGACACACGUCUGUGACAAUGAGGCUACUGUGCUGGGGUGUUUUUAUUUCUUCUUUAAGUAAAAACUUCCAUUUGGUCUCUUAGAUAAGAGGCCUGUCCAAGAGAGAUUGCAGCAGCUGUCCUGGGCCGCGGCCGUCAUUCUGGCUGUGGCUGGAAGCAGAAUUCUUUGGAAUGCGGUUCUUCUGUGGAGCAGCUUUGGGCUUUAAUGGGUAAAAGCUGUUUUUUGAAUACAACCUGAGACAGGUUUCAGGUCUAACAGAACAAAACUUGACUUCCUACCGUAGCUAACACUGUGGAACAGGAAUCCGGGAGUCUGCAAUUAGAGAGGAGUGAACGUGACAAGACGGCGGAGCUGUACCCGACCGACCUGGGCUGAACGCGGUGUCCCGCGCCCAACCUCCCUCAGGUUAUCUGACGCAUUGACAAGCAGCAGGAUGUCUCUGGGUAGGGUGGCAGUGUGUUUGCUACUCCAGCACCCUCAUGAAGCGAACGGGACUGAUUCCUCAGGUCAGCACCACCACACAGUGGGAAGUGUUGACGAGGUUGCCCGUAGUGUGUUCGUAUUCUGAAAAAUAACCAUAAAAAACCUGCUGCGCUUUUUUUGGGGUUUGUUUUCAGUGGCGUUCUUGGUUCACAACCAGAGAACAGCUUUCCACUUGCCAUUUUCACAAGUCCUUCCGGCAUCCAGAGGCCAAACUGGAUUUUCUCCAGCUCUGCCGUUAAUUACAUUGUGCUUCGAGUAUAUUCUAUUACUGCUGUGAAUCUGAUGAUGAUGAGAAUUGUGGCUACAGUCCCAUAGGUGUUCAUUGAUGGAGCACAGGAAGGGUUAUGUUAGUAAAGGCAUUAAUAAAGCAGCAUUCCAAAAUCUUAGUAGUAGGCACAAAAUGUAUUUUCCCGUCCUUUCCUGGAAUACCCAUCCCGUCUUGGGGAAAAAAGACUCUUAAACCCCCCCGUAAAGGAAGAAAACCUGACUCCAUAUUCAUACUAGAGCAAAAGGUUACAAGGGUGCUGUCAGGCUUAAAAAUUGGCUUCUGUCCAUAAAUUGUGUAUUUUAAAGUUACAUUAUUUUGAAUGGAAGUGCAGAAGACGUAUUUUCCAAGUUAAUUUUGUAAAAUUCUGUGCUGACCGGGAUAAGUAGCUGAAUUCUCUUUUUGUGUGUGGAUCUUUUACAAAGUGACAGAGGAGUGUGGAGGUUUGGGUUUCGUUUAGGAAAUACAGAAUUAGAAGCUAAUGGGACAACCUUAUUUUUAACUUUCUCGAGCUGGUAGGUUCUGAACUAAUAGAGCUGUUAUUACAGCUGCUUUUCUGACUGUUUUCUGCACUUUAAGCCAUGAUAUCAAGGAUGUUUCAUUUUCCAGCUGUGGAAAUGGUCGCGGAAGUUACACCUUGGGCACGCUCUGUGCCCCGUGCAGCGACCAGACCCACACACGCGGAUCUGAAGGUUAAAGAGUGCACUUAGAAUUUGGUUUUUAUCCCUUAUUUAUACUAAUGGUAUUACGCAUUUACCUCAAGCAUUUUAAACAUCGGUUAUUGUAUAUCACUUAUUUAGAUCUCAGAUACUGUAAUGCAAUAAAAUGUACUCAAUUGUUGACGAUUAUUUGUUA
Molecule: messenger RNA, 3573 nt
Organism: Columba livia (rock pigeon)
Lineage: Eukaryota; Metazoa; Chordata; Aves; Columbiformes; Columbidae
Product: calcium release-activated calcium channel protein 1
Exons: 2
Coding region: 192-872 (226 amino acids)
Biological process (GO): store-operated calcium entry
Cellular component (GO): membrane
Molecular function (GO): store-operated calcium channel activity
Source: RefSeq, a predicted model, not a curated record